This is a messenger RNA of Mangifera indica (mango), 1246 nucleotides long. RefSeq names its product phytanoyl-CoA dioxygenase. The record is from RefSeq and is a predicted model, not a curated record. Bases 100 to 963 code for a protein of 287 amino acids. Lineage: Eukaryota; Viridiplantae; Streptophyta; Magnoliopsida; Sapindales; Anacardiaceae. Gene Ontology annotation, molecular function: phytanoyl-CoA dioxygenase activity. The transcript is spliced from 9 exons.
UUUUCCUUAAGAAAUAUUUAAAAAUCGAAAAAAAAAAAUCUUAAUUUGAUCUGACUAUGUUAUGCACUAGUGUACGUCUUGCAUUUGACCACUGACAGGAUGGGGAUCAUCGGAAAAUUGAGUCCAGACAAGCUUAACUUCUUCAACUCUCAAGGUUAUGUUGUGAUCGAAUCAUUUGCAAGUAAUGAAGAAAUUGAAGCCAUGAGAACCCAAAUGGACCAUUUGCUUCAAAGCUUUGACUUGUCUUCUUCCUCCUCCGUUUUCUCAACCAAGAACCAGCAAAAGGUGACUGAUGAUUACUUCUAUGAGAGUGCUGAGAAGAUUUCCUUUUUCUUUGAAGAGAAAGCUUUUGGGGAUGAUGGAAACUUAAAGCAACCAAAAGAACUCUCCAUUAAUAAAGUUGGGCAUGCAUUACAUGAGAUUGAUCCAGUUUUCAAAAAUCUUUCUUGUUCUGAGAAAGUAUCAGAUUUGCUGCGCUCUUUGGGUUAUAAAAGGCCUGUAAUUAUUCAAUCUAUGUACAUAUUUAAGCAACCAGGCAUUGGAGGUGAAGUUGUCCCUCACCAGGAUAACUCAUUUCUUUAUACCGAACCAACAACUUGCACAGGGUUGUGGCUUGCUCUAGAAGAUGCAACAAUAACAAAUGGUUGCCUUUGGGCCAUUCCUGGAUCUCAUAAGAAUGGCCUUGUUAGAAGGUUCCUGAGGGGUGAAGAGGGGGUUUACUUUGAUCGGCCUUCUCCUUCCUAUGACCAAAAGGAUUUUGUGCCUGUUGAAGUGAAAGCUGGAUCUUUAGUUGUCAUUCAUGGUGACCUUAUUCAUCAGAGUUUUGAAAAUCAGUCCUCAAAAUCAAGGCAUGCAUACAGUUUGCACGUGGUUGAUACUGAUGGUUGCAAAUGGGCUCAGGAGAAUUGGAUCAGAAGAAAAGUGCAACCUGAACCUCUCUAUGUAUCUUCACCUACCCAAUAAUCACUUAUACAAAAGGCUGCCAUAUGCAUCUCAAGUGAAAUUCGUUAAUGCUUGGUUGUAGCAUAAUAACUGUUGGUAUGUGUUUCAUAGGUUUCAAGUUCCUAAUCAAUUAAAAGAAAGAAUGUAGAAAUGUUUAUUUUAUGGUUGUGACAUCUGCCUCAUUUCAUCUGUGUAGCCAUUGAUAAUUGGUUUGUAUCAUUUCUCUUUUCUUCUGUAGAAACUUCUUGCAUGUACAAGUACUUUGAUGUUCAAAUAUCUGUCUUCAAUUGAUGUACAUUUCAUA